Molecule: messenger RNA, 1902 nt
Organism: Anastrepha ludens (Mexican fruit fly)
Lineage: Eukaryota; Metazoa; Arthropoda; Insecta; Diptera; Tephritidae
Exons: 2
Coding region: 521-1870 (449 amino acids)
Source: RefSeq, a predicted model, not a curated record
GUGCGCGCUUUUUUUAUUUAUCCAUAUGCUCUUUCGAUUUUUCAAUAUAGAGUUUUGCAAAACAAAAUACUGCCAAUGGGUUGUCUUGACCCAAUGGUUUCCUAUAUUAUCAAAACAGAUUUACAUAAAGCAAAUGUACAUAUGUUUGUAUGUAUUUAUAGCUUCAGAAACAAUGUGAAUGAAAUUCGAGCAACCGUGCUAAAAAAUAUUGUAGAAUAAUUGCAAUAUUUUCUGUAUACUUCGUUCAAAUACCUAAAUGUUUUAAUCAAUUCCCAUUCUUUCAUUGUACGUUUUUUUGUUGUAAAAUUUAUAGAAACACAAUACGACAACGACAGAACCAAACCUAGCGGUCUUUUGUUUUUGCUUCCCGUUUACAGCAGGUCAAAUAAGUUUACAAAGAGAGUUUCGAGUAGUUCUAUUGAUAGUGGCUGGCCAACGUGCAUGAAUCAAGUUUGGGGAAAUUACAAAUUUAAAGAAAUAAUAAAAGUUUUUGUAUAAAUAAAUAUUGACUGUGUUUAAUAUGGCGAAAGUCUCUCUUGUUAAGUAUAAUAAAAGUAAAGAUAUGCUCUGUGUUGACGGAUAUUUUUUUUAUUUGGAGCGAUCUACAAAAAAAACAUAUAAUUGGGCCUGUUCUAAAAGAAUUGAAAAGAAAUGUCGUUCGCGUCUUGUUACAACACUUAUUGAAAAUGUGCAUACGAUUACGAAGUAUUCAAAGGAUCACUCACAUGAACCGUUUCCAGAUGAGGUCAAUGUCGUAAAAGCUAAUAACUUGGUGAAAAAGUUGACGAAAUCAAGCUUGCUGACUACUAGCCAAAUAAUCCAGAAAUCUGUUGUUGAGACUGUUUCCGUCAGCCGUGACUAUUUACCCACAAAAAGUGUUCAAAAGCAAAAAAUUAACAGGAUAAAAAGAGCGAAAGUAGGACUUCGUGAACCAAAUUCGAUAGAGCAAAUAGAUAUUCCAUUAAGUUUGUAUGUUUUGGAAAAUGAACUUUUUAUUUUGUCAGAAAAAUAUUUCCACAAUGAAUGUAUGAUUAUAUGUGGUACUAAAUCAUCAUUGCAAUUGCUUGAUGAAAGCGACUGUUGGAUCAUGGAUGGCACUUUCGAUGUGGUGCCUACAUUUAUGCGACAACUCUUUUCCAUACAUGGUCGGGUUGAAGGGCAAAUAAUACCUCUCGUAUUCUGCAUUAUGAGUAGAAAAUCACUUACCAGCUAUGAGACGUUUUUCAUUGAGCUCAUUGAAUUUGCUCGAGGAUAUGGCAUACAAUUAAAUCCAAAACGAAUCCUUAGUGACUUUGAGAUAGGUAUUAUAUCGGCUGCCAAAAAAUAUUUUCCCGAUACGAGAUUGCAAGGAUGCUUCUUUCAUUUUAGUCAAAUAAUUUGGCGUAAAAUACAAAAAGAAAGAUUGGUUCAGAAAUAUGGAAAUGAUUCAUAUUUUUCCUUACAUAUUAGAAUGUUAAAAGCUCUGGCUUUUUUGCCUCACGACGAAGUCUCUGAGUACUAUAAUCAAUUUUAUAGUACUCUUGAAGACGACGAUACAAAACAGUUUUGCUCGUGGUUUGAAAGAAAUUACAUAGAUCGAGACAACUCCCAGCCAAAAUACCCACCAAAAUUUUGUUCAGUGCACGAUGAGUCCAAUAUCGCUUUCCCUAGAACGCAAAGCAGUAUUGAGGCUUGGCAUCGUCGGCUAAAAGUUAUUGUUGGGAAACGAAACUCAGGGUUGUACAAACUAAUUAAUGAUCUAAAAGGCGAGCUGGUUUGUGCGAAAGCACAACUAGCUAAAAUUCAAAAUGGUCACAAAAUUAGUCAAACGAAGAAGGCUGUAAAAGUAAACAACAGAAUUAAAAGAAUAACAAAAAAAGGCUUAUAUUAAGGCAUGUUUCUUUUCUAAAGCGAAUUGCUAAA